AUAUAAUUCAUUUAAUUUUUAGUGAGUAAUUUGUCUUUAUAUUCUAUAAUAAUUGAGGUAAUUUACAAAGGAUGAAAGAAACAAGUGAUAGAGAAUGUACAUACAAGUAUGCAUAGCAACUGAAAUUUCUGCUCGCAUACAAACAGCUGCCUAAUGAUAUGUAAAUAUGACGGAGCUAAUCAAGCGGCUGUGCUAACAGGAAGAGAUGAGUGCAUUGCGUGACAAAAAAAUAGACACUUUAUCUUGAGUUGAUGGCAUCGAGUGCUGCUUUGAGAGCUACUCUACCAGGGAGACUACCUAAUCGCCUAGGGCUGUCCGGGGAGCACUAACGCAAUCUAUCCUAAAGUUGAGUCGAAGAGAUGCCCACGGGACGUUUCUUGUUGGUGAUCCAUCGCUUAACUUUACCGUUGGUUUUGCAAUACGAGUGUUUUGCAAAAGUUAUGCGUAAACGCAAUGUCAAAAUUGAUCGAAUUACUCCCAAAAGAAUUUUUUUCACAUCAGUUUCUUUUUCAUUUUCUCUGGAGAGUGGAGAAAAGCAAAUUACCGUAGCAGUAAACAAAUAUUGGCAGUCUGACGCACCUGGAAAUGGUUUGAAGAUGAAGAUACAAGGUGGUGGAACGAUAUCCGCGGUCGGAAACGACUUGGAUAGAUUUUUUUUUUUCAUUUACUUCUGUUAAAAGAAGCCUGAGAAGUAGUAUUCGACCAAGUAAAAGUAAACGAUUAGCUGUCACGUGUCUCUUGGUUUCUCACUCGAUUGCUAUCAACGUAGUUCGAUUAAAAAGGCUGAAAUAACGUCAGGAAAAAGCAUUGGUCACACGGGACUUGAUCAGGCUUUGGCUUAUCGUCGCAAUGAAUUGAGUCAAUAAUAAAGUGAAAAAUUUCGGAAAGAAAAUACUGGCACAUAUUGAACAUCGUUAGAAUUCGUGAGAGCAUUUAACGAUCGUUUUAUGCAGUAUUGGCGUAUUUACUUUUACCCUACUACUACUACUACCAAUCGUUUGAGUAUGGACGAAUAAAUUCACAAGAGAGAGUGAGAGAGAAGAAGACAAAAAUUCGGAUGGCUUCAGCCGUGCGACCAAUUAAAACUCUUCACCGUCUCUGGAAUUGAUAUUGGAAACAAAAACUCCAAUUUCAAGUGCGUCACGUAACGGUACCAGCCGCGUGUUAAUUGACCACCAGCUAUUACAUGCCCGAUUGCUAUUGGUUGCAACAUUUUUUAAUUCAUCAUCCUUUACAUCUUUAAAUCAUUCUUUCGAAAUUUUUAUAUAUAAUAGGAUUUAAAGUGAUUUAUUAUUGAAAAAUAAGCCUCUAAUUGGACUUACUGAGAAGCCAUAUAAUAUUCACUGGUUUGAAUAAUAAAUUUUAAUAGUGAAAUCUGUAUAAAAUGCAAAUUAAUGACAUAUACAGUGACCAUUAUAUCAAGCAUUAAAUUGCAAAAUGCAAUUAGUUGAUCAUUGUGGUCUGUAUAGUAAUGAAACAGUUUGAAAUGAGACGAUUGGAGGGAAAGGAAUAAAUAUAUCCAUUAUUUGCGAAGAAGAUCGAAGGACUGAGGCCAAGAGAAAAGACGACUAGUGAGUUAAGGAACACGGAAAAGCACUUCUGGACUCCUGACGUGUCCCGACGUUUCUAUCUCACUGCUAUGUUACCUCGUUUGGAUCGUCCAGACAUCGUUGGACCACCUUGGGAAGAUAAUACAUUAAUUUUCAAUUGUCAUAGUCGCAUUCAACACAAGACAGAUCGAUGUGGAAAUACAUUCUACUGUAAGAAUUCAACCAUGAAUGAAGAACGAAAGAACUGAGUCAACAAGUCACAUAAAAAAAUAAAAGGCCAGAGAAGGCGGAGUAGAUUCAAUCACCAUGACGAUGGACGUGAGUAAAUCGGAGACAAAUAAAAAUGGUUCAGCGCAGCAAGAAAUGUGCGCUGGAUGUGGUAAAACCAUCACGGAAAGGUAUCUUUUAAAGGCCUUAGAUUUAUUUUGGCAUGAAGACUGCUUAAAAUGUGGCUGUUGUGACUGUCGGCUAGGAGAAGUGGGAUCCACAUUGUACACAAAAGCUAACCUAAUUCUCUGCAAAAGAGAUUACCUAAGGCUAUUUGGCAACACAGGCCACUGUGCAGCCUGUUCUAAAAUCAUCCCUGCAUUCGAAAUGGUGAUGAGAGCACGAGCGAACGUUUACCAUUUGGAGUGCUUUGCUUGUCAGCAGUGCAAUCAUCGAUUUUGUGUGGGAGAUAGGUUUUAUCUUUGUGAGAACAAAAUUCUUUGUGAAUAUGAUUACGAGGAAAGACAGGUGUUUGCUAACAUGGCUCUUCAUCCUCCUGCAUCGUUAGCACAUAUAAAGAGACAAUUACCACCAACACCAACUCCACCAGGAGUUAAUCAAAACCUUCACCCUGGUCAUAAUCAGAUUCAGCAUCAAGGCCAUCCACCACAAUCUCUUGGACAAUCUUUACAACAUAACCAUGUCAAUGGCCAAAUACCAACAGGGGGACCACCAACAGUAAAUGGUAAUAUGUCUGUAGGACCAAGAGGACCAGGUGAUAUGAAUAAUAAUGGCCUUUCGGGACCUGGAUUAGGUGGAGUAAAGCCUCCACCGCUAUCAAUGCCUGCACCAACCAGCUGAGACGAGGCCCUACCACCUAUAAAGAAGCUUCGAUGUCUCGACAGCUAUUAAAUCAGUAUAUUGGAACUGCUUCAUGAUACUGAUUUAAAUGUUGACAUUUUUUACGUCCUAGCUGGAAUUUGAUGAGACAGAAAAUGCAAUUUCUUCAUCGCGAUUAUUUCGCGUGAUCACUGUGAUCGUGUAUUGGACAAGACAAAAGUGAUAGUCUAAGAUAAAAAAUUGUAUAAAUGGUAGAAAGUAAAGUCAAGGCUUAUGUAAGAUAUUUUUGCGAAAAUUAAAGAUUACUACUUGAGAUACAGGUGAAUGAAUUAAUCGCACAUUUGUAAAUAAUUUCAUUGAAAUCGUUGUGCGAUCAGUCAUUAAAUUAAAUACAAAAUGGGCAAUAGAGACGGAGUAUACGAUUGAGACUUACGGACUGAAAGUCUUAUACAGCUGAUACCAAAGAGUUUACUGUAAGAAAAUGCUCAUAUUAUUGGCAAUUCUUUUCUAAUCAGAAAAUCAAUUAUACAAUAAUGAACAAUUAAACUGUUGAAUUGAUGCAAAAAAUCUCUUCGAAUCGUUACUUCAAUUUUUAAAUUUAUUAUUUUAUUGUAAAUUAUGAAUUAAAAUAUAUGAAAUAUAAUUAUAACGAAUUCAGAUAAUUCUAAAAUAGCGAUAACUAUUUAUCAUCUCAUCUAUUAUUUUUAUUCAUCAAAAUGUGUAUAGAAAUUAAUCAUUGAAAAAUAUUU
This is a messenger RNA of Chelonus insularis, 3346 nucleotides long. RefSeq names its product rhombotin-1-like. Gene Ontology annotation, molecular function: transcription coactivator activity; DNA-binding transcription factor binding. Lineage: Eukaryota; Metazoa; Arthropoda; Insecta; Hymenoptera; Braconidae. Gene Ontology annotation, cellular component: nucleus. The transcript is spliced from 11 exons. The record is from RefSeq and is a predicted model, not a curated record. Gene Ontology annotation, biological process: positive regulation of transcription by RNA polymerase II. Bases 1857 to 2618 code for a protein of 253 amino acids.